Molecule: messenger RNA, 345 nt
Organism: Suillus paluster
Lineage: Eukaryota; Fungi; Basidiomycota; Agaricomycetes; Boletales; Suillaceae
Exons: 1
Coding region: 1-345 (114 amino acids)
Source: RefSeq, a predicted model, not a curated record
AUGGCAAGAGCCUACCAACAAUCCUUCCUCUUGCCACUCUCCUUUGCCUUUGCCUUUGCCUUUGCCUUUGCCUUUGCCUUUGCCUUUGCCUUUGCCUUUGCCUUUGCCUUUGCCUUUGCCUUUGCCUUUGCCUUUGCCUUUGCCUUUGCCUUCUUCUUUGGUUUCGCCUUAGACUCUUCACAGUUGUCCUCAGGCUGGAUCUUCAACUUCUUUGCAGAGCACUCAGGCUGUACAUCACUUGAUAACCCAGCAGAGGAAGAGGCCGUCACAUUGGAUGAGGAGGAAGUUGUUGGAACGGAUGAGGAUGAAGCACUUUUCGGUUGGGUGCUGGAGCCUGAGGAUUGA